ACAACUAAACAUAUGGUGCAUUUCACAAAUUUCAAAAAUGCCAACAACGUGAAUUUUGGCAGAUUUUUUCGUUUCAAUUGGAUGGUUUUCCUUGUAUUGCACAAUAAAAUACAUUGGAAUUGUGUGUAUGGUGCAUUUGUUAAAUAAUCUGCAAAGAUCAACUGCCGGUAAACAUUCAUCGCUCGGUAAAUAAAAAAUAUCGUUUGGAAGAUUUCCAAACAUGAAGUGCUACUACGAAGAAUUGGGGGUGUCGCGAGACGCCAACGAUGCUGAUAUCAAGACUGCAUACCGCAAAUUAGCUUUGCGUUGGCAUCCUGACAAAAAUCCCGACUCGCUCGAUGAGGCAAAGGAACGCUUUCAACUUAUACAACAAGCGUAUGAAGUGCUCUCUGAUCCACAAGAAAGGGCAUGGUAUGACAAUCAUCGUGAUCAAAUAUUACGCGGUAAAAACUCCGAAUAUACCGAGAAUUGUCUGGAUGUGUUUGAAUAUUUCACUUCAUCAUGCUUUCGAGGAUAUGGAGAUGAUGAAAAAGGAUUCUAUUCAGUAUACAGGCAGGUGUUCGAAAAGAUCGCCGCCGAGGAUGCCGAAUUCAUCGACGAUGAGGAUGAAGUUGAGCAGAUACCGACAUUUGGUGAUUCAAAGAGUAGUUAUGAAGAUGUUGUUGCACCUUUCUACGCUUAUUGGCAAGCGUAUUGUACUAAGAAAACAUACACAUGGCUGUGCCCGUACAACGUAAAAGAGAUAAGGGAUCGGCGUGUGUUGCGCGAGGUUGAGAAGGAAAUGAAGAAAAUUAUGCAGAAGGCGCGUAAAGAACGCAAUGAAGAGGUUCGAAAUUUAGUAUCCUUUAUACGCAAACGAGAUAAGCGAGUUCAAGCGUAUAGAAAAGUGCUGGAGGAGCGUGCAGAACUUAACCGCAAGAAGCAAGAGCAGAAUAGAUUAGAGCAAAUACGUAAACGGCAACGUGAGCUUGAAGAAAUGCGCGCAAACCAUAAACAACAUAACCAAAAUAAUGAUGAAUAUGAAACGCUGCUUAAGCAACUUGCACAAGACUAUAGUGACAGUAGUGCGGAAGAAGAUAGCGAAACAGAUGAUGAUGAAGACGAGGGAGAUGAAAACGAAGUAUUAGAAUCUGGAGAGGAGGACUUCUAUGUAGAUGAUCUUUACUGUGUGGCCUGCAACAAGGCAUUCACGAACGAGCGCGCUUAUGCCAAUCAUGAAAGCAGCAAAAAACACCGCGAAGCCUUGGAACGCAUGAUACUAGAAAUGCAGGCAGAAGAGGAAGCGCUUCAACCAAAUAAUGACGCCGAGGAGGAGGUGGAGAGUGAAGAAUUGGUUGAUAAUGGAGCAGAAGAAGUAGAAAAGGAAGUUCAAAGGCAAACGGAAGAAUUCGUUGAGGCGGCUAUUGCAAGUGUAACGCUUGAAGCAAAGGAGGAGGAAGAACCUGCCAGUAGGAAAGCGAAGAAGAAUAAAAAAGCACGAAAAAAUGUUAAACUCAAUAAAUCACAAAAAACCAUCGAAGAUGAUGAACAGGAAGAAACCGUUUCUGCAGAUUUCCUAGCGCAAGCAAAAAUAGCUGACAGCGAUGAAGAAGAUUGGAAUAGUAGUGGUAAGAAGUCAGCACGUAAAAACAAAAACAAGAAGCAGGUGAAAAAGGCUUCUAUGGAAGAUGAAAAGGCAAACUUGUCAGAACAAAAUGCUAAAGUAACAGAGAAACACGAAGACAAAGUGACAAUUCUUCAAAAGGAAAUUGAUGAAGUUAGUGAAACAGUUGCAGCAGAUGUUGUUGUUAAGAAAACCCAACCCAAGGCAAAGUCAAAAGACGUUGAGGAGUCUACAGCAACGACGAAUGUGUGCGUGACUUGCAAGGCUACUUUUCCUUCUAAAAAUAAACUUUUCAAUCAUUUGAAGAUCACCAAUCAUGGCGUGUACAUACCAAAAGCGAAAACGGAAGUGAAUGCAGCAAGUGCGGAGGGUAAGAGUAAGAAGGGUAAAGGUAAAAAGAAAUAAAUGAUAGUGGGAAUAUGUAGUGUCUCCUAUUAAACGAAAAAUGCGAAUUUUCUACUUUUUGAAAAGGCUUGAACUGUGAAAAUUUUAGUAAUUUAUAUUAUGAUUUUGAAUCUAUGCUAUUUCCCUAGCUUUACUAAAAAUGUAACAGUACAAUGUCUUAGGAAUCAUUUUCUAGCAUGCUUUAUGGCGUUCUUAGUUUUGGUAUAUUUGAAUGAAGCCUAAAAUAUGGGAGUUGAAAAUUUUAAAACACAUGCAUAGCCAUGUAAUUCAAAAUUUUAGGUUUUUAAAGAGGUAAAGCUGAUGCAGUAAAUUUAGUACUACACUUUUAUUUAAUUUGGGUUGUGUUUUUGUAAGAUCAUAAAAACUCACCAAAAAGUCUUAGUUAUCUCUUCCAAUAUUAUAAAUAGAUAUGUAUAUAUUUGAUAUGUGAAUUAGAUAAGGAAAAACUUUUCAACUACUAAAAAGCGUUUUUAAAAAUGAUAAUGAAUACUUUACAAAAAAGCCAUUAUUAACUUUAUUUAUUUCUAGCUUAUUGACGUCUGCUUUUUUAAAGCACAAUUUAAAUAAAAUGUGAAUGUUUUACUGCCCCAAGUGCCACUCUUAAAAAUUAUUUCUUACCGACUCGAUGCAUAGCUGUAGACAACUAGAUUUUCGAAUUGAUCCGCAAUUCAUAUAAUUUGUUGUCUAUUAUAUUUGCUUUAAAAAAAUUAUUCUGCAGUACUUACAUACAUAUGUAUGCGCUUAUGUUAAUGCAUCUCAUAAAACGUAUGUAAGAUAUAUGAAAUGCAGAUAUAUGAAGUGCUAUUCAGCCCAAAACUAAUUAAA
Rhagoletis zephyria (snowberry fruit fly) is the source of this 2833-nucleotide messenger RNA. Its product is annotated as dnaJ homolog subfamily C member 21. Gene Ontology annotation, molecular function: nucleic acid binding; zinc ion binding. The record is from RefSeq and is a predicted model, not a curated record. Gene Ontology annotation, cellular component: cytoplasm. NCBI's taxonomy places the organism in Eukaryota, Metazoa, Arthropoda, Insecta, Diptera, Tephritidae.